Molecule: messenger RNA, 1545 nt
Organism: Penicillium chermesinum
Lineage: Eukaryota; Fungi; Ascomycota; Eurotiomycetes; Eurotiales; Aspergillaceae
Exons: 8
Coding region: 1-1545 (514 amino acids)
Biological process (GO): proteolysis
Cellular component (GO): fungal-type vacuole
Molecular function (GO): serine-type carboxypeptidase activity
Source: RefSeq, a predicted model, not a curated record
AUGAGCUUGUAUCUGAAGAUCGUGGCGGCCGCCGCCUUGGUGCACCAGACUGCAGCCCAAUUCGUCCCCGCGCCGACCGAUCUGAUCAAGAAACAGGGCCAUGCUGGCAUUGAUGUGCGCUAUAAAGAGGUGCCGGCGGGCAUCUGCGAACAGGAUCCCAAUGUCAAGAGUUAUUCGGGCUAUGCGGACGUCUCGGAGAAUGAGCACAUCUUCUGGUGGUUCUUCGAGACCAGAAAUGGCGAUCCUCAAGAGGCACCCCUCACCAUUUGGAUCAAUGGAGGCCCCGGCUCAUCUUCGAUGAUUGGGCUGUUCCAGGAACUGGGACCUUGCGGAGUCGAUUUGGAUGGGAAGGUGUACAACAACCCUUAUUCCUGGAGCAAUGCAAGCAACAUGCUCUUCAUCGACCAACCUGCUACGACGGGGUUCUCGUACACCAUCCCCAUUCCUGCGUAUGCAGACGCUGACGGCCGAAUUGUGCAACUGCCCAACAACACUUGCCCCGACUACGCUCAACAAUACGACUCAUGUGGCACUUACUCCAAGCCGGAUAUUAGUCUCGUGCCCAAUUCGACCACAGGCGCCGCACCAAAUAUGUGGAAGACCUUGCAGGGGUUCCUGGGAGCCUUCCCCCAGUACGCGAAGGGCGGUCUGAACUUCGCAACUGAGAGUUAUGGAGGUCAUUAUGGCCCCGUCUUCAACGCAUACUUUCUGGACCAGAAUGAAAAGAAGGUCAAUGGGUCAAUCCCCAUCAAGUACCAAGCCUACUACAACUUCUCUGUCUUCCCCGGGAACACCUACGACUACAUCCCGUACAAUGACUCCGUCAAGGCAGAGUGGUACAACAACCUAUACGGGAAAGGAAACUGCGUUGACCAGACGCUUGAAUGCUACGCGACCGGAAGAAGCGAUAUCUGCUCAACUGCCGAUAGCUUCUGCGCCAACAAAGUGGAAAACCUCUAUGACAUCUACUCGGGCCGCGACGACCCCAAGGUCCUCUCCGCGAUCGGCGCGUACCAGAACUUUUCUGAAUCCUCUGGAACUGUUGGCAACAGUUUCUCCAGCACGGGAGAUGAUGAUCGCACAUCGGGUACGAUUGGCGACGUUAAAAGGCUGUUGGAAGCUGGCAUCCAGGUCACCAUGUACUUUGGCGACGCCGACUACAACUGCAACUGGCUUGGCGGACAGGUCGUUGCCGAUGAGAUUGAUGCCCCUGGUUACAAAAAAGCUGGGUUUGUGAACCUGACUACUUCGGAUGGCGUCGUCCAUGGACAGGUCCGACAGAGUGACCUCUAUACUUUCGUCCGGAUCUACGAAUCGGGACAUGAGGUUCCAUUCUACCAGCCUUUAGCGGCUCUAGAGUUCUUUACCAGAGCGAUCUCACGGAAGGAUAUUGCCACGGGAAAGAAAACCACCUCACACCACGGGGGUUACCGGACCGUGGGACCCCCAACAAGUGACUACCGCGAAGGCAACAGCACGAUUGUCUUCAAGGUGCUGAACAGUACCGCCACUUACAACACCACCUUGAAUGGGCCUAACCCUUGA